AUGGGGAAGUCAGUGAAGUCGCCUGCGAGGUGGAUCAAAGCUGUACUGUUUGGGAAGAAGUCGGCGUCGAAAUCAAGUGGCGGUAAAGGAAGGGAGAGAGGUUCAAAUGAGAAAGAGAUUCUGGCUUCUGCUAAGGAAUCAGAUGCUGACAUCACGCUAAUUUCUUCUGUGGUGUCUCAAACAAACCCCAACUUUCUGGACGAAGUUGAAAGGAGGGAGGAACCAGAGAACAAGGAAAAUGUAAACCCACCACAUGAAGGUGGAGUGCUGUUAUCUGGAAAUCAGGAUAGUAAUUUACAAGGCUCUGAAAUUGAAGAAGUGACAUGUGACCCGGAAAAGAUUAAAGAAGAGAAAGCUGCGACUGUGGCACAAGCUGCUUUUAGGGGUUACCUGGCACGCCGAGCGUUCCGGGCCCUCAAAGGCAUAAUAAGACUACAGGCACUCAUCCGUGGGCACUUGGUCAGGAGACAAGCUGUUGCUACUUUGUGCUCUAUGCUGGGAAUUGUCAAGUUGCAGGCAGUUGCUCGAGGGAGGAUUGUCAGGAACUCUGAUAUUGGGCAAGAGAUACACAGGAUUUACAUAUUUGUGAAGGCUCGGGAUGGAAAAGCUGUUGAUGCUGCCGGUGUUCAUGUUUCUGUCCUUGUAGCAAAGCGGUCAACAAAUGCUUUUGUUCGUAAGCUUGUAUUGUCAUCACCAACAGUGAUGCCGCUACGCCUAUCUUAUGAACCUGCUCAACCGAAUUCUGUCCCGAGCUGGUUGGAACGCUGGUCAGCAUCUCAGUGUUGGAAAUCGCUACCACAGCUGCCGAAGAAAACCCAUCCUUCAAAACCCCAGCAACGAAAGCAGGGCCAUAGCCAAGCGGUGGAAACCGAAACUGCUAGACCAAAGCGCAGUGUUAGGAGGGUUCCUGCUGCUAAUACUGACAACAAUACUGUUCAGGGGCAAGCAGCAUCGGAAACUGAGAAACCCAAGCGUAGCUUCAGGAAGAUCACCAGCGGCCAUCCAGUAGUCGAUGCAGUUCAGGAAAACCCACAAAGUGAGCUUGAAAAGGUGAAAAGAAACUUGAGGAAGGUGCAUAACCCAGUAGUAGAGAGCAAUAUUCAACCUGAGGUUGACGUUGAGAAGCCCAAGCAAAGCUUAGAGAAAGCUUCAAGCACUCCCAGCGAGAAGCCAAAGCCAAGUGCAGAAAAGGUGUCAAAUACUCCAAGAGAGAAGCCGAAGCCAAUUGCAGAAAAGGCGUCAAGUGCUCCUAGCGAGAAGCCAAAGCAAAGUUCCGAGAAGGUAUCGAGUGCGCCAGGAAUGCCAACUGAGGCUGUGUCCAGUCAGGCACUGAACAGUUCAGCUGAGAAGCCCAGGAAAGUGACACCAUCCAAAGAAGCUGAUCCGAUUGAAGUUGAACCGACAUUAACUCUAUCUCCAUUAAAAAAGACUCCUGAGCCACUGGAAAAGGAAGAAAUGUUUGAAGUUCUGCAGACCGAUCAGCCUUCAAUCGAAUCGCUGCCAGUUGGAACUGAAAGUAAUGGUGAAGUAGAGACUACUGCUUUUACCAAUGGGGAUGCAUGCAAGGAGGAUCCUGCAAGAAACGAGAACCACAAGUCUGGUGUCAAGAAAGCUACUACUACUACUACUACUACUACUACUACUACUACUACUACUACUACUACUACCCAAGGGAAGCAGGAACAUGGUGAAGAGAAUGGGAUGCAGAAUACUAGUAGUCCAUCAAUUCCGAGUUACAUGGCUGCAACUGCUUCUGCUAAGGCCAAGCUGAGAGCACAGGGCUCCCCAAGACUCAGCAGCAGCCAACAAGAUAGUGGUGAGAAAAGCAAUUCCACACGGCGCCACUCUUUGCCCUCCUCAACUAAUGCCAAGAUCAGCUCCCAGUCACCGAGAACCCAACGACCUGUCAAUGGCAGCGGAGGCAAGGCAGGAAACAAAGUGGAUAAAACUGUGUUGUCUUCAAGAGAUGGAAAUGUGAAAGGAACCCAAGCAGAGUGGAGGAGGUGA
Linum trigynum is the source of this 2007-nucleotide messenger RNA. The record is from the annotation of a GenBank genome assembly. NCBI's taxonomy places the organism in Eukaryota, Viridiplantae, Streptophyta, Magnoliopsida, Malpighiales, Linaceae.